UAAACUAAUGCAAAUAAACAAAGCAUGAGAUUCUAAAUCUGAUCACAACAAACCCAAUCGACUUCCUUUUCCUUUCCAUUUUCAACUGCCUGCAGCUUCACCCUUCAAUCGGAAACUAUAAGUCCGACUCCCGCUGAACUCCACUGGCUGGAAAACGAAGGCGGUAUUCGUCGUGGCCGCCACAAACAGUAAAUAUUUGAUUGGUAUUCCUAUAUACUUAACAGUCAAGUUUUAGAGGAGUAUAAGAAGGUUCAAUGGCAAAGAAACCUGCACCAAGAUCCAGUAAAUUAUCCGUCUACCUGUACGUUCCUAAUAUCAUUGGAUACAUCCGGGUGCUUUUGAACUGUCUUGCCUUCUCUUUAUGUUUAAGAAACAAAAUAAUUUUCCCUAUUCUCUACUUUUUCAGUUUUGUAUGUGAUGCUGUGGAUGGCUGGUGUGCUCGAAGAUUCAAUCAAGUGUCAACAUUUGGAGCUGUGCUGGAUAUGGUAACAGACAGGAUUAGCACUGCUUGUCUUCUUGUAGUUCUAUCCCAAUUAUACAAGCCUGGCCUGAUCUUCCUGUCAUUGCUCGCCUUAGACAUUGGCAGCCACUGGUUUCAAAUGUACAGCACUUUCUUGGCUGGCAAGGCUAGUCAUAAAGAUGUGAAGGACAGCACCAACUGGCUUUUUAGGGCAUAUUAUGGAAAUAGGAUGUUUAUGGCAUACUGUUGUGUCUCAUGUGAGGUUCUUUACUUAAUAUUGUUUUAUCUUGCGGAGAAUCAAACAGAGACAUUGGCGGAUGUUUUAUCAAGUAAUUUACAAAAGAUAACACUGGUCUCUUUCCUAAUUGGCACAAGUUUAUUUGGAUGGGCAACCAAGCAAAUUAUAAAUGUUAUUCAGAUGAAGACAGCAGCAGACAUGUGUGUUCUUUAUGACAUUGACAAAAAACACAAGCACUGAUGUGUAUUCCAUGUCCAUGAAGUCCUUGCCUUUGCCUUCUAGCACCGAGUUUUAAGCUAAAAGUUUAACAUUAGUCUCUUAGAUGGCAAUUGAGCUUGAAUUGUUCAGUUUUCAAUUGUUUGUAAUCAUAGAAAUACUGAAAGGGAACGAUGCUGAAUUAGAAAAUCCAGCCUUGUAUGUAGCAAACAAUUCAGUAGCGCAAGGAUCGUUGCCCAUUUUGUUCACUAUUGAUAUCACAGUAUAACAAAUUUGUUCAGUUCUGAAUUCCUAAUCCAUUGAAGUCUGUUUAUAUUA
This is a messenger RNA of Trifolium pratense (red clover), 1232 nucleotides long. RefSeq names its product probable CDP-diacylglycerol--inositol 3-phosphatidyltransferase 2. Gene Ontology annotation, cellular component: membrane; Golgi apparatus. Gene Ontology annotation, molecular function: CDP-diacylglycerol-inositol 3-phosphatidyltransferase activity. Lineage: Eukaryota; Viridiplantae; Streptophyta; Magnoliopsida; Fabales; Fabaceae. The record is from RefSeq and is a predicted model, not a curated record. Bases 255 to 938 code for a protein of 227 amino acids. Gene Ontology annotation, biological process: phosphatidylinositol biosynthetic process. The transcript is spliced from 11 exons.